Molecule: messenger RNA, 236 nt
Organism: Ectocarpus sp. CCAP 1310/34
Lineage: Eukaryota; Phaeophyceae; Ectocarpales; Ectocarpaceae
Source: the annotation of a GenBank genome assembly
CAGUUUCAUACGGAGGAGAACUCGACGGGAUGGACGAGAUAGGCUAGCUAGGCGUUGAUUCGGGCGAACGCUGCGGCAGCUUGGAUUGUGCCAAUGGUCAGAUAAGCUCAAGGGAGGAGGGACAGUCCCGUGGGGUUUGGCCGCGCAACCCUCUAUAGAUGGGAGAGAAUCGCGGGAGGAUGGGCAAUGAUGGGCUGAAGAUGCCUGGUUUUUUCAAUGUGUCGCCGACAAAAUAG